Saccostrea cuccullata (small rock oyster) is the source of this 1538-nucleotide messenger RNA. RefSeq names its product F-box/LRR-repeat protein 21-like. The transcript is spliced from 2 exons. Lineage: Eukaryota; Metazoa; Mollusca; Bivalvia; Ostreida; Ostreidae. Gene Ontology annotation, molecular function: protein binding. The coding region runs from base 63 to 1289 and encodes 408 amino acids. The record is from RefSeq and is a predicted model, not a curated record.
UAGCCUUCCUCCACUGGCUGGGCUUGAAUGCCCUCCUUGACUGGUUAGGGCUGAGUGGACGAAUGGGUGGCCUCUUUGACCGGGUGGGGCUGGGGGAUAUCUUCCUUGGGUUUAGGACAACUUUCGGGCAAUCUGAAGCUACCAGUAUGGCCACAGGACAAUGGGAUUCACUACCGGCCGAUAUUCUUCUGGAAAUAUUCUCCUACCUCGGACCAGGGGAGAAAGUGCGGGCUUCCACCGUGUGUAAGAACUGGCGCAAUGCUUUCCAUUAUCCGGAAUUUUGGCGAGAAUUUCACUUCGUUAUCAAGGAUGCUGCUAAAGAACACUGGCACCAACCCUGCCUGGAAAAUCAUGGAGGUCAUUUCAGACACGUAGUGAUUAGUGUUGACCAAAGUUCUACGGAAAACCGGAAUAUGGCUCUACAGAUUUUUCAUGGAUUUGCAAACCUAGAGAGGGGAAAACUCGAAUCCCUAACAGUCAAAUUUACCGGAGAAAAUCCUCUUUUUUACAGCGGAGCAGAAUUCAUAGAAGGGUUGUUCACCAUGUUUGGUUUUGCACAUAGAACAUUAGAAUUUUCACCAUUUUCUCUUAGAACGGUAGAUUUAAGUGAGCUGCUAAUUUCUUAUACGGACGAGCUUCUGGAACAACUAGCAAUAUGCCAUCCCAAGCUAGAGAAUCUUAACAUUACAAGUCAUAUUUAUUGCUAUCGUGUGUCCCAUGUUGGGUUGCUAAACUUUGUCCGCAAGUGUCGUAAUCUCAAAUCAUUGAAAAUAUUCCAUUGCACAUUUUCCGAUGACGUUCUAAGAGAACUUGCAAGCGACAACCGACUGCCCUUGAAGACGCUCACCAUAGUAAGCAACCGGGAGGACAGGUAUGGGGAAUACGACAAUAUGACCACAGAAAGAGUUUGGCAAGAACUGAGACCAAAAUUUACCGACCUUCAAAUGAACUUGAUUUUCGAGCCAGAGUGUUUUGUAGAGAAGAUUGAGAACAUCCUAAAGCGAGGUAUGCCAGUGAGUUAUCUGUCCAUGGAGAACCCUGCCAGCUGUUUCCGUCCCCUAAAUAAAUCAGCAGCCUUCUUUAAGAACACACUGGACACCGUCAUCCUUAAGAUGCCCUUCACCCCCGCUCUGGGUCGCGCUCUGAAAUUCCUCGGUCAAAGAGCCCUCCGUCUGACCUCCUUACAGGUCAGCUGUGAACUUCCACCGGAAGUUAUAGAGGAAGUUUACCAACUUCAACCUCAAUUGAAGGAUUGCAACAAGACGAUUUUAAAACCUCAACAAGAAUGAACUAUAUGUGUAUACAUCAAGGAAAAUUAGCCAUGUUGACGUCGUCAUAGUCAAAAGUUUUAAAAGUGAAGAAUGAAUUUUUUCCUUUUUCUGAUUUCAUCUUGAACAGUUGCAAAACCCAACAGUUAUUUUCAUGAAUUUGCAAAAAUGACCAUCUGAAUUAUAUUCAAGAAAUAAAAUUGAUUUAUGAAUAGCGACUGCUCUCUGUGUGUAGGCAAAAAUGAGUAAAGUUCUAACCCAAGGUUUCAU